AUGGUGGCGGACGAGAAACUGUUUUUCUCGAAAGCUGUCCAACAUUUGGCCAGAUGUUUAGCAGCGAUCAAACCUACGCCAUGGGAGAAGGUGAUGCAGUUGUUCAAAUUAUGCCCACAAGAGUCUGCUCAAGGUAUAUACAGAUUGGAUAAAAGGGGUCAAGAUGCAAGUAUUGCGUUGGGAAUAUAUUUUCUGGAGUCUGGUCUACAACAUCGCGAUCGGAUAUUACCUUAUCUUUUGCGGUUGCUGCGGGGUCUUCCCAAGGCUGUUUGGCUGGAUGAGGUUAGAUGUUCACCUACUGAACGUAUUCCUGUUGCUGAACGUUUUAGUUUCUGUUUGAAUACAUUGCUAAGUGACAUUGCGGCCAGGUGUGAACCUGUACGUGAAGAGAUUAUUUCUACACAAGUAGAGAUAUUGGCAGUGUUAACGAAUCUAAUAAGGGGAUACAAAGAUCAAAAUGGUAGCAGAGGAAUGCAAGCAAAGUUGUCAUUAUGCAAGUGCAUAGUUCCAGUCUUGAUCGGUCUAGCCCGUUCAAUGGGUCGUUUCGCAUGCACAGACCCACCGCUCCUUUGUCGAAUUUUUCCAAAACCAGAACCGCCUCCGUCAGUACCAAAGACAGAAAUGCGUUUAACGUCGGACAAGAAGCAAUACAGUUUCUCUAACUUCCGGCCAAUCAUUCCUCGAUCCUUAAGCGGUAAUUUAAAUCCUCAUCCAGCUAUAGACAAUGCGCCGAAUCUAUUAACCGGCGAUCAGGACUUGCCCUAUGCGAAACGACCAUCCUUACAAUCGUACUCCUCAGUACCGUAUGAUCCAGCCGUGUACUUCUUCAGCCGAUACGGAUCAAGCUUCAACCAAUUCCCUCAAAUGCGAUGCAACGAAAGUCCCGAGAGGAGGGCCGGGAUGCAAUUUAGCGUGGUGCAUUUGCAAAGCGUGUUAGCUUUAGCAAAGAAAUUACUCACCAAAGAGAUUCUAACGUUUUUGGACGAAGAAGCUCAACAAGUAUACAACUCUGGUCAGGUGCAGAUAUUUCCUUAUCGGACAUUCAACGAAACAAUGAAUCUUGUAAUGGUUGCUCUUUUACGAGAAUUACUGCAAAAUCAACGUGAUCUCCCUACUCCUUUUACGAAAGAUGUACAGGAGUUUGUGAAAGGCCUCUUUUUAUCGGGUCAAACGGAAUUACAGUCGCGUCAGCAUGACGCAAGCGAGAGGGAAGACAUGGAUACCAAUUUUCGAACUGUAAAUAGAUUUAAAGUAAACGUAAUGGCUAAUUCUGCGUGUGUCGAUCUACUGGUGUGGGCAAUCGGCGACGAAACUGGUGCUGAUAGUUUAUGCGGUCGUCUAGUCGAAAAGAUUAACUCUAAUCAUGGACCAAAAUUGGUGCUAGCGCAUAUGCCUUUAUUAAUGGUGUGCCUCGAAGGCCUAGGGAAAUUGGCACAGAAGUUUCCUAAUAUAGCAAGUACUUCUAUUUAUUAUCUUCGGGAUUUUCUUGUCGUGCCAUCGCCAAUUCUUCUCAAAUUGCACCGUCAACAGAAUGGAAAAGGAAAAGAAAUGCACGAUUCGAAACAGACUACAUCGUCUAUACAAACGGCCUUUGAAAAACUACGUGAUGCAGCUAUUGGAAAUCUUUGCAUUGCUUUGGAAGCUGCGCACUCCGUAAAUCCAGAUUGUGUGCCCGCAUUGGUCGCCAGUGUUUCGAAUAGAUUGUUCGCUGCUGACAUAUGUGACGGAUCAAAUAGCGAGUUAAUUUCGAAAAACAUAGUAAUCAUGUUGGGACACGUUGCUGUUGCGUUGAAAGACACCCCAAAGACCAUGCGCACGAUAUUCCCAUUUUUUCAGCAAUUAUUUUGCCGUACACCGAGCGAUCUUGAUUUUCUAAUCGUCGAUCAGUUAGGAUGCAUGAUAAUCGCAAAAUGCGAGUCAAAGAUAUAUGAAGGCAUAAUGCAAAUGUUCUCUAUGUCACUAGGCUCAAGUACUGCUACAUAUGCUUCGAACGACGAUCGAAAGCAAUAUAGUCAUGUAGCUAAGGCGGUAACGAAUGCUCUCGCGAAUAUAGCAGCAAAUUUACAAGGUGAAACAGAGUUGGACGAUUUACUGCUUCAUUUGCUUGAACUAUUCGUUCAGCUUGGAUUAGAGGGUAAACGUGCUAGUGACAAGGUGCCGAAUAAUGUUACUAAAGCAGCAACUAGCGCAGGACAUUUGGGUGUACUUAUACCUGUGAUUGCUAUAUUAGUACGCCGUUUACCACCAAUCAGACAUCCACAGAAGAGACUUCUUAAACUCUUCAAAGACUUCUGGCUUUACUGUGUUGUAAUGGGGUUUGCUGGUGACCAAGCAUCGAGACUGUGGCCCGCAGAGUGGCAUGAAGGAGUGAAGGAAAUCGCUGUAAAAUCUCCUUAUCUUAUUUCGCAGACCAGUGCUCGCCUUGAAAUGAGGGAACUGCAGUAUACUUCAGCUGUACGUAACGACAGCGUCCCCUUGAAUGAAUUGCAAGAGUUAAGAAGUCAAAUAAUAAAAUUGAGUACCAGGACCAGCGACAUAUCGCAGUAUGUGACAAAGUUACAAUUCGCUCAAUGCACGUACUUGUUGUCUGUUUAUUGGCUAGAGACGUUACGUGUAGCGAAUAAUCCGGAGCCAAGCUUGCAGCCGAUUACGGAAUACUUAUGCGACACUGAUCUACAGAAGGAGAAAAGUGGUAUGUGGCAGUGUAUAUGCUGCGUAGCGGAUUCUGUCUUUGUGAAAUUCAAAGACGUGAUGCAGCGUAAACCAAAAGACGAGAGGCGCGAGAAAGAACUGGAGAAUCAUGCACAAUUUCUUUUGGUGCAUUUUAAUCAUGUACAUAAACAGAUCAGGCGAAUAGCGGAUAAGUAUCUCAGCGCGUUGGUAGAUGCGUUCCCGCAUCUUCUGUGGAAUUGCAAAGUGCUUUGGAGUAUGCUAGACAUAUUACAGAUUCUAUCGUUCUCAUUACAAAUUGAUCCAAACGAGGAGACACCAAUUCUACGGAUACCCGGUACACCGUACAGUAUCGAACUUAUCGAUACACUUGAAGCAAGAGAGAUCAUUGUGAAAGAUUUUACUGCACGAUGUAAAGGCAUAGUACAAGAGGCGAUGAAGUGGGCACCUCAGGCAACCAGAUCACAUUUGCAAGAAUAUGUGAAUCAAAUACCAUCAUCUGGAUUGAAACACCAUUCUGGCUUAUGUCUGUCCACAGAUUCAGUCCUUGAAUUUGUGGAUCUUGCUGUUUCAACAUCCGGUCUGCCAAAUCAGACGAAUUCAUUGGACAAACGACCACGCGGUCCAAAAGGAGCCAGUUCGUGGCUUUUACUAAUGAUGUCUACACGAUCACAUUACGCCGGGGAAAUCGCAGGAAUACCUUCGAUGAGAGUAGAAAAAGUAGUCGAUCAGUUGAUCGACGCUGUUUGGAUGGCCUGUCGUUCUCGCAACGAUGUCAAGCAUCGCAGUGCACUUUGGCGUGCCACUGCACUAUUGAUCUCUAUGCCAGGAAUACACAGACGUUUGUUGCACACAGUAGCUUCUUCGCAGAUAGAACUAUUCACCCCUGCAGCAAUGACCACAGCGGUCGAAUGCUGGCAGUGGAUGCUCACCGUAAGUCCGGAUCUCAAGUUGCGCUUCUUACAAGAAAUGCUUGUUGCAUGGCAAUACACUGUAGACAAGAGAAUGGGUCUGUUCGCACCGGAUGAAGAGGAAGUUAGUCCGCUGGCGGUGUACGAGGGCUGCAAAUUGGGCCCGAAUUCACCUCAAGUGAAACCUCACGAUAUUUGGGUUACUUUUAUAGUGGAAUUAAUUGAAACCGCUAAGUACUCUUGCCAAGAAACAGUCGACAUGAUCGUUACGCUGCUACAUCGGUCACUACCGAUGACAGUUGGUGCUUCUGGCGAAGAGCCUGGACUGAGUCGACAUGUUGCCGCAGUCGGUGUACGCUUCAAAUUACUUUCUUGCGGACUACUUCUCCUUCAAGGGGACAUUCUGCCCAGGACUUUGAGCAAAAAUGUAUUACGUGAACGCAUCUACUGUAACUGUUUGGACUACUUCUGCCGGGAGCGUCAAGUGCCUACACAGGAGCUUGAACAGCUACGAGAGGAUCUCGUCACACUUAUACGCUUCUGGCAGGUUAUGCAUAGCGAUAAAAAGUAUUUAGUGAUGACCGGUAAUGAAGGUGAAUUUGAAAUGCUAACGCCCCAGACCUAUACAACUGGUGGCUUCGGGCACAGCGAGACAAUUACCUCUCUGAGCACAGCUCUAGGUACAACGAACAAUGAAUUCACCAAAACACCGUCGAGCGUGCGGAUUAAUACAGUCCCAAUGUCAACCAGCAGCAACACUCUCGGCAAACGCAGUAACCGUAGCAAACGUGUCAUGAACGCGAAUGUUUUCGUGAAGGAUUACAUAAAGAAAAGAAACUUAAUUUUGGAAUUGCUGGCGGUUGAAAUAGAAAUGCUACUGGUUUGGAGAAAUCCCGGUGGAAGGCAGGAGCUUGCACUGCCAGGUGAAUCGAGUAUCGCGGAGUGGCGUGCUAAAGGCAUGAACGACAGAUGGCGCGAAUAUACGCGUCUUGCGUGGGAAAUCAGUCCUGUACUUGCUGUAUUUUUGCCGGUCCGACUGAAGAAUUCGGAAAUUAUUAUUAAAGAAGUGUGUGGGCUGGUCCGUUCAAAACCUGUACCGGUUAUGCACGUCCCAGAAGCUUUGCAGUAUCUAGUGACCACAGACACGUUGCUCAAUGAUGUACCUGAAGUAAGACGCUAUUCAAAUCACAUCAAUCUUGAACAUUUCUUGUAGUUAAACAUUCUAAACGAUUACGGUGAAAUUACUGUGUUUCAGUUGGUGUACAUGCUGACAAAGGUGCUAAGUAGUUAUCCAGCAGAUGCUGUGCUCUUCUAUAUACCUCAACUGGUGCAAGCAGUGCGCCAUGAUACCAUGGGAUACGUGAUAGAAUUUAUCAAGAAGAUUGCUAAACGUUCGCAAGUAGUAGCGCACCAAUUAAUUUGGAACAUGCAUACAAACAUGUACAUGGAUGAAGAUAAACAAAUUAAAGAUCCUGUUCUUUUCGAAGUGCUGGAUUCUUUGGUAAAAAGUAUCCUAGGAUCGUUGUCUGGCCCAGCAAAACAGUUCUACGAACGAGAGUUUGAAUUCUUUGAAAAGAUCACAAAUAUCUCCGGUGACAUAAGGCCAUAUCCUAAAGGACCUGAGCGCAAAUCGGCUUGCCUGAAAGCUUUGUCCAAGAUCAAAGUACAACCUGGUUGCUAUUUACCUUCUAAUCCCGAAGCCAUGGUGAUCGACAUUGAUUAUCAAAGUGGUACUCCUAUGCAGAGUGCCGCGAAAGCACCAUUCUUGGCUCGUUUCAAAGUACAAAAAUAUGGAAUAAAUGAAUUAGAAAAUAUCGCAUUAUCGGUAUCGUCUAACGGUAAAGCGGAGGCAAAGAGGGAGCCCGAAAAAGAGACAUGGCAGGCAGCCAUUUUCAAAGUCGGUGACGACGUUAGGCAGGAUAUGUUGGCUCUACAAGUGAUCAGUAUUUUCAAGAAUAUAUUCCAAAAAGUUGGACUGAAUCUAUUUUUGUUCCCAUAUAGAGUAGUGGCUACAGCGCCUGGGUGCGGUGUCAUAGAAUGCGUACCAAACGCGACCUCGCGUGACCAACUAGGCCGAACCACAGAUAUCGAUAUGUAUCAAUAUUUCAUUACACGUUACGGAGAUGAAACGACAAAGGAGUUCCAGAAUGUGCGACGUAACUUUGUUAAAUCGAUGGCCGCGUACAGCGUUAUCACAUAUCUCCUACAAAUCAAGGAUCGCCAUAAUGGCAAUAUUAUGCUGGACACAGAAGGUCAUAUUAUACAUAUCGACUUUGGGUUCAUGUUCGAGAGUUCACCGGGUGGUAAUCUGGGCUUUGAGCCUGAUAUCAAAUUGACUGACGAAAUGGUACUCGUUAUGGGAGGGAAAAUGGAGGCCGCGCCUUUCCGGUGGUUCAUGGAGCUAUGCGUUCAGGCAUUCCUAGCAGUAAGGCCCUACCAAGAGGCAAUCAUUUCUUUAGUUUCCCUUAUGCUUGACACGGGAUUACCCUGUUUCCGUGGACAGACGAUAAAGCUAUUGCGUAGCAGGUUCGUGCCGACAGCCAUUGAUCGCGAUGCGGCGGCCUUUAUGCUCAAUGUAAUACGUAACAGCUACCUCAAUUUCCGUACGAAAACUUACGACAUGAUACAGUAUUAUCAAAAUCAAAUUCCUUAUUAAAUUGAACGCGUUGUUCGCGAGAUUUCUGUUGAAAAUUGUUAGUAUGUAACGGAGAAAUUCAUUGUUCCCGCAAAGAAUUGUUGAACGAGUACAUCGUGUAUUAUAUAUUGUUAGAUAUGGCAGUAUCUACCUGCUGACUGUACAAACCUCUC
Molecule: messenger RNA, 6389 nt
Organism: Dufourea novaeangliae
Lineage: Eukaryota; Metazoa; Arthropoda; Insecta; Hymenoptera; Halictidae
Gene: Pi4KIIIalpha
Product: phosphatidylinositol 4-kinase alpha
Biological process (GO): phosphatidylinositol phosphate biosynthetic process; phosphatidylinositol-mediated signaling
Cellular component (GO): plasma membrane; cytoplasm
Molecular function (GO): 1-phosphatidylinositol 4-kinase activity
Source: RefSeq, a predicted model, not a curated record